GUGCUCUCUUCACUUGACCGACUUCACUCUCUCACCAACUCUCCCAUUCUCUCCUCCCCCGCCCCCCAAGCCUACCCCCUUCUAUAUAUAUAAAUCCUCCCCUCCACUUCUUACUCACACAUCAUCUCCAAGCAAUCGCUUCCCUCUAUUUUCUCUCGUUUUCUCGCACUUUCCCACACUUUCUUUCAUCGAGAAUUCUAGAAUUAAUCCAAUCUGUUAUGGCUCUUGAAGCUCUGAAUUCCCCCACCACAGCUACUCCUUUUAGUUAUGAAGAUACCUGGACUAAAAGGAAAAGAUCCAAGAGACCUCGCAGCGAAUCCCCUCCUACUGAGGAUGAGUAUCUCGCUCUCUGCCUCAUCAUGCUUGCUCGCGGCGGCGCUGGCGGAUGCACCACUAAAGAAGCUGAAUUUUCGUCUCCACCGCCACCACAACCGCCUGCUUUGACUCUUUCUUAUAAGUGUACCGUUUGUAAUAAGGCUUUCCCUUCUUAUCAAGCUCUUGGUGGACACAAGGCUAGCCAUAAGAAAUCCUCCUCUGAGACCCCCACCGCCAAUGAUAACCCUUCAUCCUCUAACAUCAGCAGCACCACAACCAACACCGCCAGUGGUAGGACCCAUGAGUGUUCUAUUUGCCAUAGGACUUUUCCCACCGGUCAAGCCUUAGGUGGCCAUAAGCGCCGUCACUAUGAAGGCCCUAUUGGUGGUGGUAACAACAAUAGCAGCAGCGCUAUAACCUCAUCAGAAGGCGGAGCAAGCCAGAGUCAAAGUCAAAGUCAAAGCCGUGGCGGCGGAGGCGGCUUCGAAUUUGACCUGAAUUUGCCGGCUGUGCCUGAGUCGAAUGAUUUAAGUAUCAACCAACGAGCGUUUAGAGAGCAAGAAGUGGAGAGUCCUCUGCCUGGAAAGAAACCAAGAUUGUCAUUGUUGCUUAAGCAAGAAGAAACUGAAAUGAUCGUUUCCUUGCAAAAUUGAUUUACAGAGAUACAUAGAUUUCAGAUUAGGAUGAUUAGAAAGAUUAUGUUUGAAUUUUUUUUAUUUUAAUUUUUUUUUAUGGUUCUGUACUGUACAGAAAAUUUUUUUUUCAUUGUUUUUCUUGAAAGUCUCAUGUUAUAAUUAAUGUUUCUAUCCUCUAUCUUUCAUAAUAAUAAUUAAUUUAAUUUUUUGA
Manihot esculenta (cassava) is the source of this 1161-nucleotide messenger RNA. Its product is annotated as zinc finger protein ZAT10. The coding region runs from base 219 to 968 and encodes 249 amino acids. Gene Ontology annotation, biological process: response to stress. Gene Ontology annotation, molecular function: DNA-binding transcription factor activity. The record is from RefSeq and is a predicted model, not a curated record. The transcript has a single exon. NCBI's taxonomy places the organism in Eukaryota, Viridiplantae, Streptophyta, Magnoliopsida, Malpighiales, Euphorbiaceae.